Messenger RNA from Striga asiatica, 2035 nucleotides. The record is from the annotation of a GenBank genome assembly. NCBI's taxonomy places the organism in Eukaryota, Viridiplantae, Streptophyta, Magnoliopsida, Lamiales, Orobanchaceae.
AUCUCAUUGGACAUCGGUUACCAAAUUUCUUCUCUUCAUUUAUUUGCUCUCUUAUAAUAACAACCCAUCUGUCUCAAAUUUAUAUGAAGUUCGCUUGAGAGAGAUCGAAAUUCCUCUCUCACACACAACACACGAGAUAAUCAUCGAUUACCAAAUCUGUGAGUUCACAGAGAUUUUAAUUUUAAACCAUUAGAUUCAGAAAGCAGAUUGAACGAUCCACCAGGAUUUAAUCGGAGAAUGGGAACUCCGAUAAGAGCCUUGGCCGGCGCCGACGAAGCUCCGUACCAUCUCCUCCGCAGCUCCGAUGAUUCGCGCCUCAAUCAGCUGGGCUACAAGCAGGAGCUCCGCCGCAGCCUCUCGUUUGUUGCCAAUUUUUCUGUGACUUUCUCGAUCAUCUCAAUCCUGACGGGCAUAACUACAUUAUACAGUCAGGGCCUGGCUUUUGGUGGGCCGGUAACUAUGAUUUAUGGGUGGCCAGUUGUGGGCCUAAUGACUAUCAUAGUGGGCCUGUCUCUGUCAGAGAUCUGCUCAGCUUAUCCAGUUUCAGGUGGGCUGUAUUUUUGGAGCGCAAAGCUUGGUGGUGAUUAUUGGGGUCCUUUCACAUCGUGGCUCACUGGCUGGUUUAAUAUUGUUGGCCAGUGGGCAGUCACGACAAGUGUCGAUUUUUCAUUGGCACAGUUGAUUCAAGUGAUAAUCCUCCUCAGCACAGGUGGGAACAAUGGAGGAGGAUAUAUGGCAUCUAAGUACAUUGUUAUUGCAAUUCAUGCCGGUAUUUUGCUCUUGCAUGCUGCCCUUAACAGCCUUCCUAUAUCUUGGUUAUCGUUUUUCGGACAAUUUGCAGCUGCAUGGAAUGUUUUAGGUGUUUUUGUUCUUAUGAUACUCAUUCCAUCGGUCGCAACUAAAAAUGCAAGUGCUGAGUAUGUUUUCACCCAUUUUAACACUGACAAUGGAAGAGGAGUCAACAGUAGAUUUUACAUAUUCAUUCUUGGACUUUUGAUGAGUCAGUAUACCCUAUCAGGGUAUGAUGCAUCUGCACACAUGACAGAGGAGACUAAGAACGCGGAUGAAAAUGGGCCAAAGGGAAUAAUAAGCUCCAUUGGCAUAUCUAUAAUUGUGGGUUGGGGUUAUAUACUUGGAAUAACCUUUGCAGUGACCGAUAUUCCGAGCCUUUUGAACCCGGAAAACGAGGCAGGUGGCUAUGCCAUUGCCGAGAUAUUUUACCAAGUUUUCAAGAGUAGAUAUGGAAAUGGUGCUGGUGGAAUAGUUUGCCUUUGUAUAGUUGCAGUUGCUAUAUUCUUCUGUGGCAUGAGUUCGAUCACUAGCAACUCUAGGAUGGCGUAUGCAUUCUCAAGAGAUGGUGCCAUGCCAUUUUCGGAGUUUUGGCAUAAGGUGAACAAGCAAGAAGUCCCCAUAAAUGCUGUUUGGAUGUCGGCAUUGAUAGCGUUCUGUAUGGCACUUACGUCGCUCGGGAGCUUAGUCGCAUUCCAAGCCAUGGUAUCAAUUGCCACAAUUGGCCUCUACAUAGCUUAUGCCUUACCAAUCUUUUUCCGAGUGACCUUAGCUCGAAAAUCUUUUAAUCCCGGGCCUUUCAACUUGGGGAAAUACGGAGUUCUCAUCGGUUGGAUUGCCGUUAUAUGGGUGGCAACAAUUUCUAUCCUUUUCUCGUUGCCCGUUGAGUAUCCCGUUACGCCCGAAACGUUAAACUACACACCAGUUGCUGUUGGGGGACUUCUCAUUCUUACAGUGUCUUCUUGGGUUUUCAGUGCACGCCACUGGUUUAAAGGACCUAUCACGAAUAUAAGUAGCUAAAAUAUUAGUUUUUAUUUAUUAUUGUGCAUUGUGUUUGUCCUUCUUGGACUUUAUGGAAAUGUGUUGUGAUAGAAAUGUGGGUUGAAUUCUAGUGGUUAGUGGUGGUAUGUUUUAUUUUUGGGGCUAAUUGCAAUUUGGGUCCCCAUUAUCAUAUGUUAGCAAUGAACAUAUGAAUUUUUCAAUUUAUUGCUGAUGUAAGGCGAAAAAAUAAAUAAAUAAAUAAAUA